Molecule: messenger RNA, 823 nt
Organism: Notechis scutatus (mainland tiger snake)
Lineage: Eukaryota; Metazoa; Chordata; Lepidosauria; Squamata; Elapidae
Source: RefSeq, a predicted model, not a curated record
AAAGCGUCCGUUGGCAUCCGUCUCGUUCCAGGAGGGCUCCUUCGGUUACGGCCUAGGGAGAGUCACACCCCAGCAGUAUUCCUCCAGCACGCCAAGCUCAGAGCACGACCACACCAGUCAGAACGAAAGCCUGGGAGGCAGCCUGGAAGUGGGCUCCAACAACCCGUUGUUGGCCUCCCUGCUGCCCAACAUGGUCCAGCCCGGGCAGAGUGUCCAGUUGAUGCCUUCAGCUCCUCCUACCAUCCUGGACGGCGCCGUGGCUCUGACCCCAACUUCCCAACAGGAACCUGCCGCUGCUGUUCCUUUCUACUCCAUGGUACCUGCCUCUAUGGGCCCAGCACCUGGCUCUCUGAACCCCUAUGGAGCCGAGAUGAACCCCAUGUACAGGGGGCCAGCGGCGCUGCCAGCAGGUCUACCUCCUCAAGGCCCUGAGCUGCAGCCACAUGAGGGGACCCAGCAUGAAGCAGGGGUGGCUGAACCUCCCGCAUGGAAGGCAGUUGCAGAAGAAGACUUCUACGCGAAGAUGGCAAACAUGGGCCCAGGCCGACGGUCCCGAUCGACCUCCCAGUCUUCGGCCCACAUGGGCCUGGGGCGACGUUCUCGGACGACCUCGGAGUCCUCCGUGCAUUCCAUUGGCCGGGAGAGGCGAAACUCCACCGCCAGGCAGCCUUCUCCGCCCCCAUCCUCGAUCCCCGAAAGGAAGAAAACCCCCAAAGAAGCCAAGAAGGAGCUGGCACCUCAAAAAAGCGGUGGCCACUGGCUUCGUUGGCUGAUGGGGAAAAGCAAAACUGAAGCCCAUCUUCCGGAUGACAAGAACAAGUCG